AUGCCUCGCAGCCAAACCCAGUUGCGGGGCCCCAAGGACCGGUCCUCGAAGAAACCGGCGCAAAAGCCAAAGCGCAAGAAUGCCCGGGCAAUGAAUGCUUUAUCUAUUGCUGAACAGGAAAAUCCAACUAAGCUUGGUGUCCGCCGCAAUCGCCUCGGAUUUUACGAUGAUGGUCAAACCCCAAAAAGAUACUCGGCCCGUAACGAGGACGAGGACGAUGAAGACGAUGAACCUACCUAUAAACGCCGACGUACAAAUACCGAACCUGAUGAAAACCACGGCAGUGAUAGUGAAGGCCAUGAGUGGACGCUUGGGCAAGUGGAUAGCGACGACGACAGUGAGCUAGACAGCGACGAAGCCCUAGGUUCUAGCGACGAGGAGCGCUUUGAGGGUUAUACGUUCCGCGGAAGUUCUAAGAGCAAGCCGGCCAAAUCUAAGAAGCCCACAUCCAAAAAACAUGCUGCGAUUAGCCUAUCGGAAGACGUUGAAUCCGAGGAAGAGUCACUCGAUAACGAGGAGGACGAGGAAGACGAUGAUCUGGGAGAGGAUGCUGUAGAUCUUGCGACCGCCUGGGACAUGAACACUGCCGAGGAAGAAGCAGACGCAAAGAGGGCUUCUAAAAAGGCUAAAAAGGCUGCUCUCGAUAUUGACAGUGAAGGCUCUGGCUUCGGCUCGGGCUCAGGCUCAGAAUCAGACUCAGAAUCAGACUCAGAGGGCGAAAGCGAGGGUGAUGAAAGUGACGACACUGGACUGUCAUUCUCUGAUGACGAGGACGAUACGAAAACAGAUGGCCUUUCGAAGUUGCAGGAUUUUGUCAAUUCUAUGGCCACCACAGGUCGUAAAAAGUCCUCACAAAAGUCGCAGGAACAGGCUAAGCCUUCGGAAUACGGCCUGACGUCCUCCCGCAAGCUGACUGUUGCCGAUCUUCUCCCCUCGAUCACAGAUUCUCGUCUCAAGAGCUCUCUCAAACAUGUGGAUGCUACACCCGAGCUGUCCAAGGCUGGAAUCCCUGGCAAACUCGAUGCCCCUUUGGCAAAGCGCCAGCAAGACAAACUUGACCGCUCUGCUGCCUACGAGAAGAGCAAAGAAACUCUUGACCGGUGGCUUGAGACUGUCAAGGCUAACCGCAGAGCCGAGCAUCUCUCAUUUCCUCUCCCUGACCCCGAUGCAGGCCAGGUGGAUCGUAUCCAAGUGGUGAAGCCGGCCAAUGACCUGGAGACCACCAUUCAGAGCAUUCUGGCGGAGAGUGGACUCGUUGAAUCAAACGGCAAGUCCGCGGAAGACCAAGUUCAGAAUUUUGAGAACCUCGAAGCCCGAAAGCUACCAAUUGAGGAGAUUCAGGCCCGACGUGCUGAGCUUAGAAAGCGACGCGACCUGCUCUUCCGUGAAGAAGUCCGCGCUAAGCGUAUCAAGAAAAUCAAGAGUAAGUCUUUCCGUCGUGUCCACCGCAAGGAACGCGAGCGCCUUGAACAACAAGAACGCCAGGCUAUGUUGGAAGCCGGUGUCGACAUGGAUGAAGCGGAUCGCGAUAAGAACGAACGUCGGAGGGCCGAAGCUCGCAUGGGCUCUAAGCACAGGGACAGCAAGUGGGCCAAGAGCUUGAAAGAAACUGGCCGAACCGCUUGGGACGAAGAAGCCCGCAACAACGCGGCCGACUUGGCGCUCAGAGAAGAAGAACUUCGCAAACGGAUCGAAGGAAAACGUGUCACCACUGGCGACGACGACUACCUUGGGUCCUCAAGCUCGGAAUCGGAUGAUGACGAUGACCCCUGGGCCUCGGAUGCUUCUGAGAAAGAGAAGGACAAGAUGCGGAGCAAGCUCAGCGCAUUGGAAAAGACUGAGAAUAACGAGGAAAUCAAGGGACCUCACUCAAAUCUAUUCAACAUGAAGUUCAUGCAAAAUGCUGAAGCCUCUCGUAAGGCCGAGAACGAUGCAGAGAUCAGAAGACUCAACCGUGAAUUGCGUGGAGAAGAGUCGCAGUCUGAAGCAGAGUCUGAAGUCGGCCGACGUAAGUUUGGGCAAUCAAAGAAGACAGGGAAUGAGCCCAAGAUCAAGGCGCCUGCAAGGAAUGACUUCGAAGAAGCGCCUGAUUCCGACGAGGAAGAUCAAGGCGCAGAUCACUCGGGCGCCACCCCCAUGGUGGAUGACUCGGCGAAGAAACCUGCAGCAAAGAAAGCUACCCUUUCAGAGCCAAAGAGUGUCAAAAAUGCUCCCCGACCUUCGCAGGCUAUGUUCAGUGAGCCUAAGGAGAAGCUUGAAGAGAACCCGUGGCUGGUUUCAACUGAGCGCACUAACCGUCGCCGGACUGGCGGCGAUGCGAACGAUGCUAUGGAUAUCAUUCUUGAUGACGAACCACCUCAGCCAGCCAAGGAAGCUGCUCCCAAACAGAACAAAGCCAGCAAGGCGGUCCAAGCAAAGAAGCGUUCUAGACAAGAUGACAGUGAUGAGGAGGAGAAUGAACCUGUCCUGCUCAAGAACCAUGACUUGGUCAAGCGAGCAUUCGCUGGUGACGAAGUCGUGCAAGAUUUCGCUCAGGAGAAGAUGGACACGAUCGAGGAUGAAGGCGACAAAGUCGUGGACAACACUCUUGACGGCUGGGGAAGCUGGACCGGCGAAGGAGUCAGCAAGAAGUCACAGAAGAACAAGAAGCGAUUCCUGACCACUGUCGAGGGUGUCAAGCCAGAGCAGCGUAAGGAUGCCAAGCUCAGUCGGGUUAUCAUCAAUCAAAAGCGAGUCAAGAAGAACACCAAGUACAUGGCCAGCCAAUUGCCCCAUGAGUUCGAGUCGAAAGCGCAGUACGAGCGGUCCUUGCGGAUGCCAUUGGGCCCGGAGUGGUCCACAAAGGAAACGUACCAGGAUGGUACCAAGCCUCGCAUCUUGAUGAAACCAGGAAUCAUCAAGCCUAUGGAGAAACCGAUGGUAUAA
Molecule: messenger RNA, 2925 nt
Organism: Penicillium chermesinum
Lineage: Eukaryota; Fungi; Ascomycota; Eurotiomycetes; Eurotiales; Aspergillaceae
Product: UTP14 family protein
Exons: 2
Coding region: 1-2925 (974 amino acids)
Biological process (GO): rRNA processing
Cellular component (GO): small-subunit processome; nucleolus
Source: RefSeq, a predicted model, not a curated record